GCCGUGUUGAACGUUGAGGAGUACGUUAGUGUCCCGUAAGGAUAAAUGUGGAUGAGCUCAACGGGCGUUUGCAAGGCGUUUAUAUAGUAUCACAGCCCAGUCCCGUCAGAUGCAUGCAGGGGACCCAGCAGCAUAAGUCUGUCGAUCAUCCGAGUCCAACAUUUCAAAUCCCAGUUCUUGUGAACUGAGACGUGUUCUUGUCUUGACUCCACCUUACCCCGGUAACUCUUCCCUUCCUAAUGUCUUCAUCACCGCUUUGGCUCAUGCCUCCGGGAAAUAACCAGCGAAAUUCCGGGCUAGUACCUCAAGUCGUCUCCCUAGGAAGAGGAAAGGGGGCUUCAUCACUGAAAUCAGGUAAUCACGGCCAACCCUUCUUCUUGAAUGCCUACCAUCACAGUACCUACAUCUUCUUCACCUUCACGACAUAACGCCUUAUAUGUCCCAUCAUGAAUAUUGACCCCGAGAGCAGUAGGAGCCUCAUUCCUAGUAUGGAUAAUCUAGGGGGUGCCAGAAAGUCCGGUUUGUCCUGCGCGGAAUGUCGUCGAUCCAAGCUCAAGUGCGACAGGGUGUUCCCGUGCCAGUCAUGUAUACGACGUGGAUGUGCGAAUAUCUGUCCGGAGGGAACUCUCGCCGCCACGAAAGGAAACAAGGUUCUCAUGGCCCAUGCUCAGCGGCUGUCAGAACAGGUUAAAUCCAUGACGGCGAGAAUCAAAGAGCUUGAAGAGGCACUUGAUGAAUCUCAGAAAUCCAAUCGUAGUGGAAGCGAGUCGCAUCCUCUACUGCAAACACCCUCCCAGUCAAACGAACUUGUUGAACUUCCCGAGCUUCUCACCAUUUACGAUGAUGAAGUCCACGAUGUAUCAGAAAGCAUCGGAUCUUUAUCGAUCGAUGUCAAUGGCCGCACAAAAUAUCACGGCGAAUCUGUUGGGUCGGAGUACUUUCAACCAUUAUUUCCGCCUGAUGGUUAUCCACCACAGCAGAGCGUCCCCACUGACCCAAAAUAUUUGGGACUUCCAUUUGAGAUCAUCGAUCUCUGCAACGCAUACCCCUUCGGUCUGAAGGACAGUCAAUACACGAAAUUUCUCUUCUUACCUUUUCUCCCUCCACGUGAACGAGCCCUGCAGCUUACUGACAUAUAUUAUCGAAACGUUGCAUGGAUGUUCGACCCAAUCGUCCGAGAUGACUUCAUGACAAAUAUUCUAACCCCAUUAUACGGUCACACUGGUUCCCCUAACAUCAAUAGCAUCCACUCGCACCGACUUUCCGUGUUUUUCAUCUUGCUGGCUUCAGGAGUCCUUUACGAACAAUCGUCUGCUUCAGGGGUGCUCGCCGAACAGUAUCAUGCCCUUUCUCGCGCUGCAUUAUCCCUCGAUCCGAUCUACCAAGACGCUACUUGCGCCACCGUACAGGCUCUCUUCAUGGCUUUCGGACAUAUUUACCAGUCUGACCGUACGAACAAUGAAGGUAGGUGGCUUCUGAUGGGCGUGGUAGCAAGAGUUGUGCAAUUAAUCGGCCUACAACGCGAUAACGCAGGAUGGGGUCUAGGGCACGAAGAAAUACAAAGGCGACGCAUCUUAUUUUGGGAAAUCUACUCGGUCGACGCGUGGACGAGCAUCCUCAAUGGCCGCCCACCUGCGUUAAGCAUCAACCACACAGAUUGCUGGUUUCCAGAAGAUCUCGACACUGUGACAAAACCAUCAGGUGCGGUCGAAAUGGGGUGGCAUGCCUGGAAGUAUCGCUACUCGGCAAGCUGUUUGGGGAUCUCCGUACAACAUGUUUUCAAUACGCGUGCUCCAAGCUAUUCCGCAUUGCUCGAGUUGGACCGAAAGAUACGGAAGUUUCACCUGCCGUCACAUCUACAAUCGCCAAUGGAAGCCUCGGAAGCCGGUCGUGCUUGGUCUGCAGAAGCCCCUAGGGCAAUGCAGCAAUAUGGUGCGUUGUGUAAAAGGGAAGCAAAUCUGCUGUAUAUCCAUCGGAGCUGGUUCGUGCAGGCUGUUCGAGAGGCCCCUGCCAACCCCCUUAAGCACAAAUAUGCGCCCUCUGUCUUAGCUGUAUAUCGCAGUGCAUGCCGAUUGAUCUCCAGCCUUAAGGGAUUGUAUCGAGUGCACCCACACCCGACGGAUCGAACGUGGUUCUUCUGGUCGGCCAUCUUUUCUGCAUGCAUCGUUCUCGGAGCCAUAGUGGUGGAUAGUCCACUAUGUACUCUCGCGUCAAACGCGUUGCAAGAACUGGAUCAGGGGAUGGUGCUUUACGAACAGGGUUCGCUUCCUUGUCGGCCCCCAGCAACUAUGCUUGUCCUUCAUAGACUGCGUGAGCGUGCCUUAAACUCCCUCCAAGCUGCGCAGAGAGACGCCGCGCAAUCGCGUCGGCCAUCCGUCAUCGCUGGUGUCCCUGGUGAUCCAGACGUACUCGGACGCCGGGGGAGCGUCACCACCAGCACGUCAUCCAGCUCUCCAGCUUCAAGUGCACCCAGUUCAGACCGACGAUCAUUAGAACUAUCCGAUGAUUUCGUACGUCAGGCCGAUCCAUCUAUCAUUCAAUAUUACGCGGCUCUAGCAAAUCCCAAUCUCGUAUUGCCAGCCACGAGGGAAUUCGAGCUGCCGUCCGCUCAGUCUUUCGAGCUACCCUUCACUGCAACUUCGCAGGAGGAUAUAAACAUGCCUUCACCGUUCUUUGACCCUGCGCUGCAAGCCGCGAUCAUGAAGCCAAGUACGCACUCCAAUCAGAAUAUUGCAGGCCCCAGUUCGAGUAUGCCUCUGCAAGAAACUCUAUCGUAUCAACAAGUGGCGCCCCAGAAUCCUUACGUCAAUGAAGCUUAUCACAAUAAUAACCAGGAGGAAGUUUGGCGAAAAUACAUCAACAGCCUGGGAGUAAUGAAGCCCUAGUAUAUGGCGCCCAUCACCAUUUUUUCAUAGACUUACAUUCCGGACCAAGCAUAAUCAUCCAUCGUGUUUUCGUUAUCCAUCGCACUCUUUUCAUGUUCUCGUCAUGCACACCGCACGUUUUUGCUGCCCGCUGUCUCCUGCACAUCACGCUUGUCUUUGUUUACAUUACUUGAUUUUUACACACUAGUCCAUCUUGAUCAUAUUCGUGUCGUCGAUUG
Suillus clintonianus is the source of this 3103-nucleotide messenger RNA. RefSeq lists its product as uncharacterized. Lineage: Eukaryota; Fungi; Basidiomycota; Agaricomycetes; Boletales; Suillaceae. The record is from RefSeq and is a predicted model, not a curated record. Bases 447 to 2885 code for a protein of 812 amino acids. The transcript is spliced from 15 exons. Gene Ontology annotation, molecular function: zinc ion binding; DNA-binding transcription factor activity, RNA polymerase II-specific; DNA binding. Gene Ontology annotation, biological process: regulation of DNA-templated transcription; DNA-templated transcription.